AAGGGAUCACACACACACACACACACAAUAGCAGAACAGGUUUGUCUGCUAAACCUGGCUUAGGUAUAAGGCUCAGUUACACCUGCUGCUGCUCCGUUAGUUCAGAGGAGACCAGGGGGUUGUUCACUCGCUGUUGACUCGGCACUGGAAGAAGCAAAGAGGAGAGAUGGCAGCCACCACAGCUCAGUCCAUGGGGACCCUGCCCAGCGGCCUGGGUAUAUGCACCACGGCCCCGGAUAUAUUUUAUCUGCCUGAACUGGUCUUUGGAGGAUUGGUGUGGAUUCUAGUGGCGUCGAACUAUGUGGAACCACAUAACCCUUUGGGAUGGGUGAUGUUCGUCUCUGUUUUCUGCUUCGUCAUGACCUUCCUCUGGAUGAUCUUGUUUGCUGCUGGCUGUCACAAGAGCAGUUCUGGCUGGGCUGCUGCUGAUUUUGUCUACCAUGGAUUGGCAGUGCUUUUCUACCUCAGUGCAGGGGUUGAUUUGGCUUACAUCACUAUGUUGAGUAAAGCUACGUUGCUCUUUGAUGUACGAUUCUACCGGAUUUACAUUGCAGCUGUGGUGUUUGCCUUUGCCACCACACUCCUCUACUUUAUCCACGCCAUCCUCUCUGCCAUCAGAUGGAAACACUUUUGAGGAGCACCGGGAUAAACCUGCAAAAAGUACAGAGCAGCAUCGCCAUCGCCGUCUGUGUCGACCCUUACAUGCAAAUACACAAAAACUUAGAUUUCCACAUACAUUCACAUAUGGGUGUGUACAAAAACCAACAUUGGGUUUGGUCAGAUUUAAAUGUUUUUGUUCUUACCUUUUAUAGUCUUUAUUUGAUGUUUGUCAGAAACUCAUAAGUUCAUAGGCUCGCAAUAAGCUUUUGAUCCCCAUUCUGUUAUGUUACAAAGCAUUUUGUUUUUGGGUUGAGGCUUUCUGAACCGAGCUCUAGGCUGUUUAGAGCAGCAAAAAUAACGUUUAGAAAGGAAGUCUUAAAAAGUAGGGACCUCUUUUUGUGUAUGGUCAGGAAAAUACUGUGUAUAGUUAAAAAAUUAGGAUGAGCAGUCUGUCUGGGAGAAACAGCUGGUAUAAUUGUAUUAUCAUUGUAAAUUUCAAAUUGCCCAAGUCGGUGGUGUGGUGAGCUCGUCCACAUUCCAUGUUAUUCACAAACUAAUAGAUAAUUUGGACAUUAAAUAUAUUAGGAGGAACAGAUUACAUAAAAGCUCUGAAAUUGUAUGGUUGAUUAGCUGCUUUCUUUUUUUUAAAAGCACUUAUGUACUAAAUGAAUGAAAUUAAAUAAGCAUGAUUGUUUUUAAUAAAGUACAUGUGUUAAACAGGCUGAAAA
This is a messenger RNA of Fundulus heteroclitus (mummichog), 1328 nucleotides long. Its product is annotated as myelin and lymphocyte protein. Gene Ontology annotation, cellular component: membrane. The transcript is spliced from 4 exons. Gene Ontology annotation, biological process: myelination. The coding region runs from base 167 to 634 and encodes 155 amino acids. Gene Ontology annotation, molecular function: structural constituent of myelin sheath. The record is from RefSeq and is a predicted model, not a curated record. Lineage: Eukaryota; Metazoa; Chordata; Actinopteri; Cyprinodontiformes; Fundulidae.